AUGACAGAUACACCUACACCAGCAUUAUCAAGUAAAGAACAAUUGUUUCAUGAUAGACUACCUUGGGUUGAGAAAUAUCGUCCAAAAGAUUUGAGUGGUCUGAUUGCACAUGAAGAUAUUACAGAUACAGUUAGUAAAUUAAUUGCAAAGAAUUCAUUACCACAUCUGUUAUUCUAUGGACCACCAGGCACUGGUAAGACCUCAACGAUUCAAGCGAUUGCACGUAAACUCUAUGGUGAGAGCUACUCUCGUAUGGUAUUAGAACUCAAUGCAUCUGACGAUCGUGGUAUCGACGUAGUAAGAGAACAAAUUAAAACGUUUGCAAGUUCAAUGUUUAUGUUUAGUAACUAUCCUUAUAAAUUGAUUAUAUUGGAUGAAGCAGAUUCUAUGACCAAUCCAGCACAGACAGCAUUGAGAAGAGUCAUCGAAAAGUAUACAAGAACCACUAGAUUCUGUAUGAUUUGUAACUAUGUAUCAAAGAUAUUACCAGCACUCCAAUCAAGAUGUACAAGAUUUAGAUUCAGUCCACUACCAAGAUCGGCAAUCACCAAGAGAAUGAAAGAGAUUAUUGAAUGUGAAUCAUUAAAAGUAAAUGAUGAUGCACUCAAUUCAAUUAUUACAUUGAGUGAAGGUGAUAUGAGAAAGUGUUUGAAUAUAUUGCAGUCGGCGUCAAUGUCGAUCGAUGUUGGCACAACCAUCGAUAAAGAUACCAUCUAUCGUUGUACAGGUCAACCAUUACCAACUGAUAUCAAGAAGAUCUUAAUGUGGUCAUUAAAUCAAAGUUAUAUUGAGGCAUUAAAUAAUAUUCUUGAAUUAAAGAAAGAGAAAGGAUUAUCGUUGACAGAUAUCAUCAAGGAAAUACAUUUUAUGACAUUGAAAGUACCAAAUAUAGGUGGACCAGCUCUUUGGAAUUUGGUAAAGGAACUGUCGGACAUUGAAUACAAUCUAUCGUUUGGUGCAAGUGAGAAACUACAACUCGGUAGCAUGUUAGGUAGCUUUCAAGUAAUAAGAGAUGAAGCUGUAAAAAAUAAUAAAGAUGAUUGA
This is a messenger RNA of Heterostelium album PN500, 1044 nucleotides long. It is a transcript of the gene rfc5, whose product is annotated as replication factor C subunit. Gene Ontology annotation, cellular component: nucleus; DNA replication factor C complex. The coding region runs from base 1 to 1044 and encodes 347 amino acids. The transcript is spliced from 5 exons. The record is from RefSeq and is a predicted model, not a curated record. Lineage: Eukaryota; Evosea; Eumycetozoa; Acytosteliales; Acytosteliaceae. Gene Ontology annotation, biological process: DNA-templated DNA replication; DNA repair. Gene Ontology annotation, molecular function: ATP binding; DNA binding; ATP hydrolysis activity.